Molecule: messenger RNA, 1350 nt
Organism: Arthroderma uncinatum
Lineage: Eukaryota; Fungi; Ascomycota; Eurotiomycetes; Onygenales; Arthrodermataceae
Product: protein-L-isoaspartate(D-aspartate) O-methyltransferase
Exons: 1
Coding region: 1-1350 (449 amino acids)
Biological process (GO): response to antibiotic
Source: RefSeq, a predicted model, not a curated record
AUGACGACAAAGCUCGUUGAUCUAAUCAAAUCAAACGCAAAGGCUCUCCCAGCCCUUUCAAACGAAUCUUUCGGGUCUCACUUUGAUCAUCUCGGGAGAUACAAAGUUGUUUUACUUGGCGAUGGAAGCCACGGGACAUCGGAGUUUUACCGAGCCCGCGCGGAGAUAACCAAACAUCUCAUCCAGCAUCACGGAUUUGAUACCGUAGCCGUCGAGGCAGACUGGCCCGAUUCUGAAGCGGUAGACAGAUACGUGAGGCAACGACCAGGCGCUAAAGCAAAAAUUGAACGCCCAGAGGAGCCCGCCUUUCAAAGGUUUCCAACAUGGAUGUGGCAAAAUUCGGAGGUGCAAGAAAUGGUGCAUUGGAUGAGAGACCAUAACCGCAAUCUCCCACCACCCAAGAGAGUUGGUUUCUAUGGGCUGGAUCUGUACAGUAUGGGACGAUCCAUAGAAUCCAUCAUCAAAUACCUAGACACAGUCGACCCGAAAAUGGCAAACCUCGCUCGCCAACGGUAUGGGUGCUUGCAGCCAUGGGUUGAGGAUCCUACGGAAUACGGAUUAGCCAAUUAUCUCGAUAGCGGAAUGAGUACUUGUGAAGCACAAGUACUUGAGAUGCUCCGUGACCUCCUCCAGAAGCGCCUGGAGUACACAUCAGCACACCGCGAUGGAGACGAGUUUCACAGUGCGGAACAGAAUGCGCACCUAGUGGCAGAUGCGGAGGCUUACUACCGAGCGAUGUAUUCUAGCGCAGUCGAUUCUUGGUCUCUUAGAGACUCCCACAUGUUCGAGACUCUACAACGCCUUCUCGCCUCCAAGAGAUCAGAAUCUAAGGUUGUUGUCUGGGCGCACAAUAGCCACAUAGGUGAUGCCAGAUACACUAGCAUGGGCCGACGUAGGGGAGAGCUCAACAUCGGCCAGCUAUGUCGGGAGCACUUUGGCAGAGAUAAUGUUGCAUUAAUCGGAUGCGGCACACACACCGGGACAGUGGCAGCUGCGCACGAAUGGGGCAAUGAUGUGGAAAUUAUGGAUGUAGUCCCAUCAAGAAGUGAUUCCUGGGAACACUUAGCACACCAAUCGGGGAGGGAUACAUUCUACCUUGAACUCAGGAAGAAGCUCGCCAGCCCUGAAUUGCUACAAGCCAUAGCCAAAGUAUCUCCAAAAUUAGAGCGGUUUAUUGGGGUAAUCUAUCGCCCCCAAACGGAACGCAUGUCGCACUACUCGUCUGCUGACCUCGCGGAUCAGUUUGAUGGCUAUCUCUGGUUUGAGCGAACAGAGGCCGUCAAACCUUUGGUGAUGCAUCAGCCACACGACCACAUUGGAGCUGAUGAGACUUACCCGUUCGGAUUGUGA